UUGAUCCUGGAGAAGGAAAUAAUAAUAAUAGCUGAUAAAUAAUAUAUAGCACUUCAAGAUUUUCAAAGUGCUUUACAAUAAUUAUGUAUAUUAAUAACAUGCAUUAUCUUAUUGGAUUCUUACAACUGUCCUGUGAGAUGCUACAGAUAUUACCCCCAUUUUACAACUGAUAAACUGAGUCUCAAGAUGUUAAAUAACUUAUCCAUCAUUAUAGUUAGUAAGAGAGGCCUAUAUAGACCUAGGUUCCCACUUCACCAAGUCCAGCAUUCUUUGCUACUGAAACACAGGUUUGUAGCAAAGAACAAAUGAGGCUAAGGAGGCAUAAGAACAGUCUUCAAAUCUCUGAUCUCUUUCAUCCCAUGGUCUUUACUGGAGCCUAAAAUCCCAAGAAGGUUGUACAAAUUAUCACCCCUACCUCAACUUCCUUCCCUCCCCCAGAGCAAUAGUCAAAAAGAUUCUCCAGCUAGAUUCCAUUACCACAGAAAAAUUCCAAUAACCUUGUAGUAUACUCUUCCAAGGGUUAGCUGAGGAUUUACCUUUCAAACACAUGCAAAGCAAGGUUUGAACCCAGGUGGCAGUGGUGUAAUGGAGAGUACAUUAGAUUUAGUUUCUGGAAGAUGAUGGUUCAAAUUCUGCCUCUGAUAGCUAUAUAGAAGGUAAGGGACCUUGGAUAAGUCCCUUACCUUCUAUGUUCCUCCCUAGGGUUUAUCCAGUAAGUCAUAAAGCCAAGAGUCAAUGGAUCACAGACUCAUAUAAGUACUACAGUGUAAUAAAUCAGGCUAGAUAUUAAUGCUCCCUGCCCUUGAACAACUUACAAUUCAACAAAGGGUAUACAUAUAUAUGUACAUAGAGUCAGCAUAGUAUUGAAGAGUGUUCCACCUGAAGGUGAUAAAGAAGAUAACAAUCCUGCCUCUGACACUAGCUGUGUGACCCCUAGUGUGCACCUCAGGCAACUCCCUAAAUCCAAUUUACAUUAAGAAAUCAGUAUCACUGAUAGUGGAUCACACCUCUAUCUAAUUAUGGAAGUGGAUCUGUUAGCCACUAGAGAAGACAGAAAUAAAUAAUCCAUACCUAGUCCCUGCCCCUAAGGAACUUAUAAUUUAAUAAGGGGCAGACAGUGAAAUAUAUACAUAAAACUAGAUCAGUAUAGUGGAAAGAAUGCUGGACCUGGAGUAGCACUCAGCCUUUGUGAACCUGUUUCCUCAUCCAUAACAUGUAAAUAGGAACAUAUGUCAAAUCUACCUCACAGGGAAGUUAUGAGAUCAAAUGUGAUUGUGUAUCCAUUGUGCUUUACAAACCUUCAAGUGCUACUAUAUACACAGGAGUUAUUAUACAGUUCAACUUUAUUUCUUUCUACCUCCAGCCCCUGCAAACCAUUAAAAAGCAAACCUUUUCAGUCUGGGCCCAAGGUUCUGCCCCCUGCUUCAGAUAAAAGUUGCUAUGCCCACAAGCCAUCUACACUCUUAACUUCAUAAUUCCCCCAAGCCAAAGCUCUGUGCUGAGCAGUUUGCUUCCAUCCAGUCUUUUGUGAUUGAGGCUAACCACACCAUCUCUAUCUGUUUCUAUUUUUAAAUGCUUUCUCAGUUGGCUGACCCAAGCCAUUCAGUGUUUGAUUAUCAAUCCUGAAUUCUUUCUUCUCAAGCCCCAUUUUUCUAUACCAUACCUCCUUCAAAGUGUAAUCUCUCUCAAAACUUCAGAGACUUCAAUAGAACAACACCUUAAGCAGCACUUAAAAUUUCUCUGCCUAGGUACCGUGUGGAUGCAUUAUGUACAUUUAUGUAUGUGUAUUUAUUUAUUUCCCCACCAGGACAAACCUAGAUGCCAUGUCCCUCAGGAAGCCUUCCUGGAUAUCCCCAGCUAGCUCCUCUAAUCUCUCAAAUUUCACUUCUCUUACUCACUUAAAUCAUUAUUUAACUUAGUCAUGUAGCUCUUUCAGAAUACCUCUAUAUUAGAUUCCAAGUUCCUCAAAGGCAAGGUAGUGGUGGUUGUUUUUAUAUGUCCAGAACCUAGCAUAGGGUUUUGCACAAAUUAGGUGCUUAAUGUUUGUUGAACUGAAAUAAAUCUCAGAAAUAUUUCCAAAUCCACACAUGAAUUUGAGUAGGAUUUAUUUUGGUUUUUGUGUGUGUUGUGUUUUUCUUUUUUGUUGUUUUAUUUCAUCGGUUUAUUUUUAAGAAAUAAAAAUUGUGACAUGGUCUCAAAUUCUGCUUUUAGGGAGAGGUGCCUCCUCUUCCAAGUAUGAGGACAGAAGACACAAUCGGAGACCCAGGAAGAACACGGGUCCAGGGCACCCACCGCAGGGCCGGGGUGGGGUCCGAGAAGCUUGGGUCGAACUCCGUGCAGAAACCAGCUCCCCCUCCCCGCACCUCCCGGGGCUCACAGGCCGAAGCCAGAAGGGAGAUACCCCUACCCUCUACUUCUCACAUCUCGCCGCCCACGGGAAUGGCUCGGCCAGGCUGACCCUGCCCAACCUUCUCACCUGAGGACAAGGAUGGUGUGGAAGGGAAGGCAGGGGAGAGUGAAGUCAAGGACGCGCGAUCUCAAGGUGGACGUUUUAACCCUUCCCCCGCCGGUGCCCUUCCAGACUCGGGUUAACCCCUGCUGGGCCGGGGAGGCGGCGGGGCUCGCCAAGGAUUGGGGCCAGACUGGGCCCAAGGAGGGCGGAGUCCCCGCCCCCUGGCGCAGCGGGCUGCGGAGACAGAUGGGGAGCCACCUGUCAAACGGGCUGUGGCCGCUGGGCACGGAGGGCGCGGGCCGCCCCGUGGUAAGCGCACGCUCAGAAGAGCCGGCGGCCCCGACGAGAGGACGCGGAGGAGCCAUGGAGAGGGAUGCUGGGAGAUGAUGGCAAGCCCGGCCGGCUAAGGCUGAGGCUGGGAGUGCUCCCUCAGAGGCGGACGCCCGAAAAGCCGACAGCUAGGGAGGCUGGUUGAGGCGGCUGCCCCUCCGGCCGGGGCUGGGGUGCCAUGUCUCGGGAAAGGCCCCCUCGCACCGACAUCCCCCGCAACCUCAGCUUCAUCGCAGCGCUCACAGAGCGCGCCUACUACCGCAGCCAGCGGCCCAGCCUGGAGGAGGAGCUGCAGCCGGAGGAGGAGGAGCCGGAGCCCCGCGAGGGAGGCGGGGCGCACCUCAGGCCGCGCUCCCGCGCCUUAGGCCCCGGGCGGGGCCGGCGGGCCCGCUCUGCCCCUGCCGGAGGGGGCGCUCGGGCCCCGCGCAGCCGCAGCCCGGACACCCGCAAGCGGGUGCGCUUCGCCGACGCGCUGGGGCUAGAGCUGGCGGCCGUCCGCCGCUUCAGCCCCGGGGAACUCCCUCGCGUGCCCCGCCACGUGCAGAUCCAGCUGCAGCGCGACGCCCUCAGGCACUUCGGGCCCUGCGCACCCAGAACCCGCAGCCUCCAGGAGGCGCGCGCUGCCCUCGAGCCCGCCCGCGAGCCCGGCUUCGCCGCCCGCCUGCAGGCCCAGCGCAUAUGCCUGGAACGAGCAGAGGCGGGCCCGCUGGGCGUGGCUGGGAGCGCGCGCGUGCUGGACCUGGCCUACGAGAAGCGCGUGAGCGUGCGCUGGAGCGCGGACGGUUGGCGCAGCCAGCGCGAGGCUCCCGCCACCUACGCAGGCCCGGCCCCGCCCCCGCCGCGUGCGGAUCGAUUCGCCUUCCGCUUGCCCGCCCCACCAACUGGGGGCUCCUUGCUCUUCGCUCUGCGCUACCGCGUGACAGGCCUUGAGUUCUGGGACAACAACGGCGGUCGCGACUAUGCACUACGCGGGCCCGACUCCCCCGGCAGCGGUGGCGUUAGCGACCCGGAACCCCAGGGCUGGAUCCACUUUAUCUGAACGCGGAACGGGAAACCCAGGGAUCAAGGGAAAGUGUGGAACACGACGGGAGAAACCACAGGAACACGGGGCCGGGGGGAGCCAAGGCUACGGGAGUGAGAAUUAUGGGAGAUUGAGGCUUCAUUGAUGGGAGUGGGGGGCGGGGAGGUGGUUCACACGCACGCGCGGGAGAGUGAGCGAAACCAAAAGUUAUGUGGAGGGGAGAAUGGAUGAGUCCAGUAGGAACAGGGCAAUAUCGAAGAAGAUACCGGGACACAGGUAGACCCUGGGAAAUAGAACAGUCGAGAAAAAAAGGCGUAAGUGCUGUUCUGCUGAGCAGGUUAGGGCAGAACCUUAGAGAUCUGACCCCUUUAUUUUGGAGAUGAGGCUUUCAGAGGUGAAGUCACUUGCUCGGGGACCCACCAAUUCUGUCAAUGGCAGAGCUCGGAUUUGAACAAGGGUUCCCCAGAUUCAGCAUUCUUGCAAUUUGUAGCCUCCCCCAAAACAAAUUAAAGGAUAAGGGGGGGUCUGGUGAAUCCUCAGAAUUGCUGAGUGAGAAUCAAGUUGGGGGAAGGGCUUCGGAAAACAAAGAGGCUGCUUUAGACUCUCAAAGGCCCCCCGAUUAACUUUCUCUGCCCUUGAGCUGGGCACUGAAUGGGGAAAGAACCUCAGACCCUGUAAUCUUAGCCCUUCUAAAUUAAGUCUGGAGGAAGGAUGGGCAAGAGAGGAUGAAUAUGGAGGGCACCCAAAGGAAGUCGAACUGUGGUCAUUUCGAUUUUCCAUCUGGGGUUAUCCAGCCCUACCCUACCUUCCAGUUUUUCAUUUCAAUUGAUCCCACCAAUAUGGCCAUUUCUCUUGGAUCCCUAGUACCACAUCCUGAAUCCUGUUUGAUGUGACCUGGUCAAUUGUCUGCCUCCUGGAGUUUCCAACUGUGUUGGUUCCGGGAAUUUGAGAGGCAGGCUUCAUCUAAAGCCUCAGGCCUCAGAAGAGGCUGGGACAUCCGACCUCGUGUGCCAGCCUUGCUUUUCUGAAGUGAUCUGUUAAAAAUCUCAAAGUAUAUCUCAGAUGUCCUUUUCAGGAUGAAGAGAAAAUAAUUGUCUCUGUUUUACAGAAGAAUAAAUUAAAAUAGGAAAA
Messenger RNA from Dromiciops gliroides (monito del monte), 4934 nucleotides. RefSeq names its product protein phosphatase 1 regulatory subunit 3E (gene PPP1R3E). Gene Ontology annotation, biological process: regulation of glycogen biosynthetic process. Gene Ontology annotation, molecular function: glycogen binding; protein phosphatase 1 binding. The transcript is spliced from 2 exons. NCBI's taxonomy places the organism in Eukaryota, Metazoa, Chordata, Mammalia, Microbiotheria, Microbiotheriidae. The coding region runs from base 2961 to 3821 and encodes 286 amino acids. The record is from RefSeq and is a predicted model, not a curated record. Gene Ontology annotation, cellular component: protein phosphatase type 1 complex.